Molecule: messenger RNA, 2173 nt
Organism: Equus quagga
Lineage: Eukaryota; Metazoa; Chordata; Mammalia; Perissodactyla; Equidae
Gene: CYRIB
Product: CYFIP related Rac1 interactor B
Exons: 10
Coding region: 459-1502 (347 amino acids)
Biological process (GO): positive regulation of T cell activation; regulation of actin filament polymerization
Molecular function (GO): small GTPase binding
Source: RefSeq, a predicted model, not a curated record
UGGUAAUGUUUAUCAUUUUAAGUGCUUACUGCCUUAUCUCUAAUACUGAAUGUGGUCUUUGAAAGAUUUAUGAAAAACUCAAUUUACUCAUGAAGCUCCCAUUUCUCCCUCCAAAAAAUAAUCAAAUGUAUUAAAUAAAAAGAUUUAUCCUUAGAGAAGCAAAUGACCAAGUUAAUAAAAGCAAGAUUUCUGUUACCUCGAGGCUGGCAGAGAGAAAUCCAGAUUUAAUCAUCUAUUAACCUCUGUUUUGUGGCUAACACCACAGGUGGUGGAAAUGCCCAUAUGUUUGUGUAUCUGAUUAUGCUUUUUAUAACUAUAAUUCUUGCUUCAUUUUUCUCUCACUCAAUCUCAAGUAUAUAACAACUCAGUUUUUGCUUUAGUAUUUCAAAAUUUCCGUGGAUAGUAUUGUAGCUUAAAGUGUCUAGUUUUCAGCAGCCUAGUAAUUCUGGAGCAGUUUCAUGAUUGAACUCCUCUGCACAGCAGUCUUGCCUUGGUGUUCAGCAGCAGAGUUCAUUGGUACAGGAUUUAGAGUGGUCCCUAGAAGAGGGGAGCAUGUGAACACUCUUCUUUUAAAACAGUUCUUCAUUAUUUAUAUCAAAGAUGCCCAGCCGACAGAGUCUGAGAAGGAAAUUUAUAAUCAGGUGAAUGUAGUUUUAAAAGAUGCAGAAGGCAUCUUGGAGGACUUGCAGUCGUAUAGAGGAGCUGGCCAUGAAAUACGAGAGGCAAUCCAGCAUCCAGCAGAUGAGAAGUUGCAAGAGAAGGCAUGGGGUGCAGUUGUUCCACUAGUAGGCAAAUUAAAGAAAUUUUAUGAAUUUUCUCAGAGGUUAGAAGCAGCAUUAAGAGGUCUUCUGGGAGCUUUGACGAGUACCCCAUACUCCCCUACCCAGCAUCUAGAGCGAGAGCAGGCUCUUGCUAAACAGUUUGCAGAAAUUCUUCAUUUUACACUCCGGUUUGAUGAACUCAAGAUGACAAAUCCUGCCAUACAGAAUGAUUUCAGCUAUUAUAGAAGAACGUUGAGUCGUAUGAGGAUUAAUAAUGUUCCAGCAGAAGGAGAAAAUGAAGUAAAUAAUGAAUUGGCAAAUCGAAUGUCUUUGUUUUACGCUGAGGCAACCCCAAUGCUGAAAACCUUAAGUGAUGCCACGACAAAAUUUGUCUCCGAGAAUAAAAAUUUACCGAUAGAAAAUACCACAGAUUGUCUAAGCACCAUGGCUAGUGUAUGCAGAGUCAUGCUUGAAACACCGGAAUACAGAAGCAGAUUUACAAAUGAAGAGACAGUGUCAUUCUGCUUGAGGGUAAUGGUGGGUGUCAUAAUACUCUAUGACCAUGUACAUCCAGUGGGAGCAUUUGCCAAAACUUCAAAAAUUGAUAUGAAAGGUUGUAUCAAAGUUCUUAAGGACCAACCUCCUAAUAGUGUAGAAGGUCUUCUCAAUGCUCUCAGGUACACGACAAAACAUUUGAAUGAUGAGACUACCUCCAAGCAAAUUAAAUCUAUGCUGCAAUAACAGUUCUGGAACAAGCACCUGCUGUAGACAAAGACAGUAUUCUGCAGUGACUGGGAAUGCACAGUUUUUAGUGAUUGCAAUUCCUCUCUCAUUUACUCUUGCUUUGUAUUUCUGUCCUCUGUUCCUCCUCCCUCUUUUUUAAUCAUGUUCUUGUUCUUAAGACUUCUUUUCUGUGCCAAAAUCAGUAAAGUUAUACUCUGAAGGGACAUUGUCCUUUCAAACAGGCCAUCUAAGGCAGCUAAUUAUGCAUUGCAUUGGGGUCUCUACUGAGAAAAAUUCUGUGACUUGAACUAAAUAUUUUUAAAUGUGGAUUUUUUUUGAAAACUAAUAUUUAAUAUUGCUUCUCCUGCAUGGCAAAACUGCCUAUUCUGCUAUUUAAAAACCCUCAAUGACUUUAUUUUCUACUGCCGCUUUUUUCAUGUGCAGCCAAAAUGAAAAUGUUUAAAUUAACUGUGUUGUACAAAUGGUACCCAACACAAACUUUUUUUAAAUUAGUAAGACUUUUGUUUAAAGUUUUAAGUUUGCAUUUUGACUUUUUUUGUAAGGAUGUAUGUUGUGUGUUUAACCUUUAUUAACUAACGUUACAAACUGUGAUGUGUGCGUAGAGUAUUACGUAUGCAUGUUCAUGUUUAAAGAAUGGCUGUUGAUGAUAAAAUAAAAAUCAGCUUUCA